AUGCGACUUCUCGGAACUCUCGCAGCCGUUCCCUGUGUCUUCUCGGUCUACGUCGCUGGGGAACAUGGGUAUCUCUGCUCGGAUGCUGAAGGAACUACAAACACAACCUAUGAUCAAGCUCUCGUGGAGAAAAGUGUGACGGAUGCAUGUCUCCCAGACAGCGAGCUGUCCGCGGCCGAACUCGCGGCAAAUGUCGAGGCGAAGAAGUAUCCUCAGGUCUGGGUUAACUCGGAAGAUUAUGGCUUCAACGACACCGUUUUACUCUGGAAAUACCAAGGAAACAGCUCUGAGUCUCUAGAAGAGGUUGACGUCCUUGUUUUUACCAAUAAAUCCUGUGACAUUUUGGGAUUACUACAGACAUCCGAUGACCAUUAUACGAUCUGUAAAGGUGCUAAUGAAAAAUAUGACAAGAAAACAAGCUCAGAGAUCUUGUCUAAAAAUCUUCGGCCGGAUAUCCCUAGCAAUGACCUCAAAAAUUCAUCCCCUUUAACAGGUGUUACUGAACCAUUUUUUAGCAGUAAUUCACCAGGACCGCAAAGGUCUAUGCCAGGCCCGCCUUCACGAGCUGAGUCAUUUCGUAACCCUUUAAGAUCGUCCAAGGGCGCUCCAUCACGACCCAGGGGCCCUCCUCCAAGUGGCAUGGCCCCUCCAAGACCCGGCGGCCCUCCUCCAAGUGGCAUGGCCCCUCCAAGACCCGGGGGCCCACCUCCAGGUGGCAUGGGCCCUCCAAGACCCGGCGGCCCUCCUCCAGGUGGCAUGGGACCUCCAAGACCUGGGGGUCCUCCAGGAUUUGGUGCCCCUCCUGGUCAGGACUUUCCCCCGGCCGCACCACCACGUCCGCUUUUGGAUGAGUUCAAUAGACCCCAUGAUAGAUCAUUUCUAGCUGAUGCGAUAGCUAUGCAUCCAUAUCCGGGUCCUACAGAUUAUAAUCCUGACAGUUACGACACAACCACCUACGACUCAGAAGAUGAAUAUUAUUAG
Messenger RNA from Blumeria graminis f. sp. triticale, 981 nucleotides. Lineage: Eukaryota; Fungi; Ascomycota; Leotiomycetes; Helotiales; Erysiphaceae. The record is from the annotation of a GenBank genome assembly.